AUGGUAGGCUUGACGUCAAAAGAGCAAGAAGCAGUUGAUAGAGUGAUCCAAGCUAUUGGAGCAUCUAACGAGCCAUACUGUGAUCAUGCCUAUAAUGUACACAGAUGGAUUACAGCAUGGCAAGAUGAAACGAAGGCAGCAGAAAACCUUCAAAGACAUUUACAUAUUCGCAAGAUAAUGCCCCUUCCUCCUGAUGAAGACUCUGUCUCGAAAUUGAUGGAGGAAUAUGCUCCUAUAACAAUAUUAGGGAAAAAUCGUAAAGACGAUAAUAAAAUCCUUCUUCUAGAACAAAGUGGACGAAUUGAUAUAUCAGGGCUGGUAGAGAAUAUCCAGCUAUCAAGCUUCAUGAGGACCAAAUUCCGGAUGAUGCAGAGGUUACAAGAAAAAGUAGAAGAAGAAGAAGUAAGAACAGGAGAACAGAGUGGUGGUGUUUUGAUCAUGGACUUGAGAGGGCUUAGUUUUUCUACAAAUCUGCUUUCUGUUUUAGCUGGGCCUUAUCGCAUCAUGUGGGGAACACUGUUCGAACAGUAUCCUCAAUUGAUUCAGCAGAUCAUAAUUAUUAACGCUCCAAAAUUCAUGAACCUGUUGUAUCAAACGUGCUUACCUUUCAUUCCUGCUGACUAUAGACAAAAAAUACAGAUUUCUUCUGACAUAUCGGCUCUUCACUCUUCUGUGGAUUUGGAUUGUAUUCCAGACGAAUAUGGGGGCGACGCAAAAGCACUGGACAAAUUUGAAAUCGUUUAUGAGAUCAAAAUACCCGUUCACCCAGUACCUGCAAAGGAACCAAUCAAACAAAGCUUAAACACAUUACAAAUCCCAGCCGGUGGAUACAUGGUGGAGCAAUACGAAUGGGGUAAAGAAGAGAUUAUGGAUUUCUAUCUCUCGAACGAACAGAACUUCACAUAUUUUAUUUUCUACUCUGAAGAACCAACAGAAGAUCAGACAGAAUGGAAAGAAAUUUAUGCAGGAUGCGAGCGACCAGCUUUGAAACAAAUUGAUAACUGGAGAUGGAAAACACCACAUUACGGGUAUUACUACAUAAGAUAUGGUAAUGAGAGAGCAUGGAUGUUCUCUGUAACGGUGCAGAAAGCAAUUUAUGCAAUUACACAUGCAGGACUGAAACCACAAACACCAACUAAAGUUUUUCGCAUCUAG
Auanema sp. JU1783 is the source of this 1155-nucleotide messenger RNA. The record is from the annotation of a GenBank genome assembly. NCBI's taxonomy places the organism in Eukaryota, Metazoa, Nematoda, Chromadorea, Rhabditida, Rhabditidae.